AAAUCACAGUGAUUCCUACGAGAUGUCUAACUUCUACAAGGUCAAAAUCAAAUCCUAAACAUAUUGUCAACAAUGGAUUAGUCCGCUUUAUCCUUAAAAUCAUUACCAAACCUUAAAAUCAUUUAUCUGCAUCUUUGCAACAGCCAAAUACAUUUACCUUCUUUCAAUUAUAUGGUCAAUCAAUGUAACCAUCCUAUAUAGUAAAGAUAAAGUAGUAUAAUAGCCUCAAAAUUCAAAUCUAAUAAGACCAAAAUGACAUUUAUUUGUUCACGGAUUUUUUCACAGUCUCAACUCUCAACUAUACUGUAUAAAAUGAUUUGAAAAUGCAUAUCACUAGAUCUAGAGAGAGAGAAUGGGGCCCAAUUGCAACCAAUAAAGAGCGGUGAGUUUUUCGAGUCAAGAAAUUUGAAUUUUCAAUCUACGAUCUAUUUUUUUCGUUUCUCAAGCACGAGAAAAUAUAAUUGCUAAAUAAAUAAAUAAAGAGAUUCAUAUUACACAUGGCGACAAAUAACAUUGAAAAAGACAAGACACAGAGCUUCAACAAAAUAAAGAAGCGGACAGGACACACAAAGAAAAACCUAAAAACCCCAAAACAUAUUUUGAAAAAUGUGUUAUCUGUUGAACCGCGGGAUUUUUCUUUUGUAGAUUUCGCAGUGUCCGCCAAACUCUCACACUUUUGAUUUGUUUUCAAUCCGAGGUUUCAUUUUGCUUCUACGUCUACUUCUUUUGCUUUUGGAUUCUCAGAAAAUCUUCGAAGGUUUCAUCUUUGUACGGUCGAAGCAAAGAAGUAGUUCAAGUAGAAGAAACAGGUUGGAGUAAUGGGUUUGAAUCUGAAUCCAGUUUUGCGACAAGAAUUGGCUAAUCUUGACAAAGACACAGAGAGUCGUAAAUCAGCAAUGAAAGCUCUUAAGUCUUAUGUGAAGGACUUGGAUUCAAAGGCCAUUCCUGGUUUUCUAGCACAAGUCUUUGAGACUAAAGAAACUAACUCUUUGUCUGGUGAAUACACCAUUUCGCUUUAUGAGAUACUUGCUCGUGUUCAUGGACCCAACAUUGUUCCCCAGAUUGAUACAAUCAUGUCCACCAUUGUCAAGACUUUGGCUUCAAGUGCUGGUUCUUUCCCUCUUCAACAAGCUUGUUCUAAAGUUAUUCCGGCAAUUGCUCGAUACGGGAUUGAUCCGACAACCAAAGAAGAUAAGAAACAACUCAUAAUCCACUCCUUGUGUAAGCCUCUUAUGGAUUCUCUAUUGGGUUCUCAGGAGAGCCUCACUUCAGGGUCUGCUCUAUGUCUUAAGGCUCUUGUGGAUUGUGACAACUGGCGAUUUGCUUCGGACGAGAUGGUGAACAGGGUUUGCCAAAACGUUGUAGUUGCAUUGGACUCAAACUCCAACCAAACACAUGUUCAGAUGGGUCUGGUUAUGUCACUUGCCAAACAUAAUCCUUUGAUCGUUGAAGCCUAUGCAAGGUUGUUGAUACACACAGGACUGCGAAUUCUGAGUUUCGGGGUUUCUGAAGGAAACUCACAGAAGCGGUUAUCAGCAGUCCAAAUGUUGAACUUCCUAAUGAAGUGCUUGGACCCGAGAAGCAUAUACUCCGAAGUUGAGUUGAUAAUCAAAGAAAUGGAGAGGUGCCAAUCUGACCAAAUGGCUUACGUCAGAGGAGCUGCUUAUGAAGCAAUGAUGACUUCAAAAAGAAUAGCUGGAGAGCUCGAGUCCAAGAUGGACAAGGGGUGUCGUUCUGUUACGGGUUCGAACUUCGGUCGAAGACACUGUCCAUCCAAUGCCAACGGUCAUUUUCCUGAUGACUCCUUAUCACCUGAAUCACAAACUGUAGGUUCGUUCAGCGGAUAUGAUUCUCCGGUUGACUCCUCGCCUAUUUCACAUACUUCUUGUAACUCUGAAUAUGAUCGGCGGAGUGUGAAUCGCAAGCUUUGGAGGCCUGAUCAGAAUGGAGGAGGGGUUGAUAUCUCUUUGAAGGAUGGUCUUUUCUCCGGUAUAACUAAAGGAAGCACCAAUGUCUCGGAUUCACCUCUUGUCCCGUAUGAUACUUGUGAAAAUGGAGAUGAAUUUGAAGGGUUUCUAAUGCAAAGUUUGAGAAACAACCAGCUGCAAAACACCAUUCCUAGUCCUCAGAGACAGCUUCCACGACGCAUCAAUGCUGAAGACAUCAACAUCUUCACCACUCCAAGGAAGCUCAUCAGUUCUCUUCAAUAUUUUGAUGAUGCUGACUUAGAUCAUUCAGACAUCCAAAGUCCAACAUUGAGAAGCAGGACCAGAGAGAAAACCAUAGAAUCUCAAAAGACUCCUAAACUAAGAAGGCGAUUUCCAACCAUGGCGGAAACAAUGUCAUCAACGGGCACAUUUAGUGAAGACACACCUCAAACUCAUAUGAUAACAGGUAGUAAAAAGAAUAUGAGCUAUGCCAAAUUCGUUAUUGCCAUAUCUUUUGUUGUUGUGGCUCUCUUUACAAUUGUGGUCUUUAUGGUGAAUCAAGAUGAUGAUGUUGGUUACUACAAUGUUCCUACAUGAUUUACGUUUACUUUAAUCCUAGUGUAGUUUACUUAUCAACGUGUUGGUUGUUUGUUAAGAACUCUGUACAAGAUUUUGAAUAUUCUUCUACUUGUUCUCAAUUUGUUUUGUAUGAAAAUCUGUUGAGUUA
Messenger RNA from Camelina sativa (false flax), 2655 nucleotides. RefSeq names its product protein SINE1-like. Gene Ontology annotation, molecular function: microtubule binding. Gene Ontology annotation, cellular component: microtubule. The record is from RefSeq and is a predicted model, not a curated record. NCBI's taxonomy places the organism in Eukaryota, Viridiplantae, Streptophyta, Magnoliopsida, Brassicales, Brassicaceae.